Messenger RNA from Ceutorhynchus assimilis (cabbage seed weevil), 1728 nucleotides. Lineage: Eukaryota; Metazoa; Arthropoda; Insecta; Coleoptera; Curculionidae. The record is from the annotation of a GenBank genome assembly.
CAAGUAAGCAUUUCAAUACGAGAAAUGUCUGUGAUAAGAACUCUAUUAGUUUUAACUUCAGGUAGUACCAAAACUAUUGUUUUAAGACGUGCAAUGUCUUCAAAAUCCAGUUUCCUAAUAAACAAUCCAAAAUACGCUUUCCUAAAAGAAUUAGGCUUGAGCGAAACCAAUUACGGAGUGUACGAUGGACAAUGGAAAGGCUCUGGAAAAGUGGCUCAAUCUGUUUGUCCCAGCAAUGGCGAAAUAAUAGCUGAAGUCCAAGAAGGUUCGGUAACAGAUUACGAAUCCUGCAUAAAGUCAUCAGAAACAGCUUGGAAAGUUUGGAGUGAUUUGCCUGCACCGAAAAGAGGCGAAAUUGUCAGGCAAAUAGGAGACGCUCUUAGGAUCAAGCUCUUACCAUUGGCUAAACUAGUUUCAUUAGAAAUGGGUAAAAUCUUACCAGAAGGCAAAGGCGAAGUUCAAGAGUACAUAGACAUUUGCGACUACGCAGUCGGUUUAUCCAGAAUGCUUUCGGGAUCGGUUAUUCCAUCCGAAAGACCUGGACACGUUUUGCUGGAAAACUGGAACCCUUUAGGCACCAUAGCUGUGAUAUCAGCUUUUAAUUUUCCAGUUGCUGUGUACGGCUGGAAUAGUGCAAUAGCUAUGGUGUGCGGAGAUACUGUUAUUUGGAAAGGUUCUGAAACUACUCCUCUGGUAUCAGUAGCAACAACCAAAAUUGUUGCUGAGGUUUUGGAAAAGAACAACUUACCAGGUGCUGUAGGGGCACUGUGUUGUGGUGGUGCUGACAUUGGAAAAGCUAUGGCUAAAGAUGAUAGAGUUAAAUUGUUGUCUUUUACUGGAAGUUGCCAGAUUGGACAAAGCGUUGGUGUUGAAGUUCAGAAGCGUUUUGGCAAAUCUCUUUUAGAAUUAGGAGGAAAUAAUGCUCUGAUUAUAGCAGACGAUGCUGAUUUAAAAAUGGUAAUACCUGCCACUUUGUUUGCUGCUAUCGGUACCACUGGACAACGUUGUACCACAACUAGAAGACUGAUUUUACAUGAAAAAAUAUACGAUGAAGUAUUGGAAAAAUUAAAAACAGCCUACAGUCAAGUUUUGAACAGGAUUGGAGAUGCUUUAGAUGAAAGUGUCCUUAUUGGUCCUUUACACAGUCAAGUGUCUUUAGAUAAAUAUAAACAGACUAUAGAUUUGAUUAAAAAACAGGGUGGUACUAUUGAAUUUGGAGGAAAAGUUCUAGAUAGGCCAGGUUUCUUUGUAGAACCCACUAUAGUAACCGGAAUUAGUCAUAAACACGAACUGGUGCACAAUGAAUGUUUUGCCCCAAUUUUGUAUGUUUUGAAGGCUUCCAGCGUUGAAGAAGCCAUUUCGUGGAAUAACGAAGUGCCCCAAGGGUUGUCUUCCAGUAUUUUCACACAAAAUAUUUCAAAUAUAUUCAAAUGGAUUGGUCCAAAAGGUUCAGAUUGCGGCAUUGUAAACGUCAACAUUCCAACUUCUGGUGCUGAAAUAGGUGGGGCGUUUGGAGGCGAAAAACACACAGGAGGUGGAAGGGAAUCUGGAAGUGAUUCUUGGAAACAGUAUAUGAGAAGGUCUACAAUCACCAUUAAUCAUUCCAAGGAGUUGCCGCUGGCACAAGGGAUUAAAUUUGAAUAAGAGAGGAGAUUUUUUUUACUCAAUUUAAAAUUGUAUAUUACUAAGUAAAUGUAGUUAUGAAUAAAAUAAAAAUAUGGAAAAAGA